GGGUUGGUUAGUUGGUUGAAUGAAGGUUCAGGGAGGGACGGACGGACGCUCGUAGACAACCUGGCACUGUAGCUCUUCAGCAGAGUAGCUGCUAGGCAAUUACAGCAGCGACGAAUCGAGAGAGGGUGGCCUCCGAAACUAAUCAAAAGGGCCGUCCAGCACCUGAACCAUCAAUCGGGUUUAUGAGUAAAGGCGAUCAAUCAGCCUGCUGUUAACCUUCGGUGAAACGCGGGAGUGUAAUUCAACGUCAACGGUUUCUUUUGACUUAUUAUCGGUGACAACAUGGCUGAAUGUAACGUUAGCAUCGACAAGAAUAAACUACCUGGAGUGAAAGAGGUGUGCCGGGACUUUGCUGUGCUGGAGGACCACUGCCUGGCCUACAACCUCCAGGAGCAAGAGUUUGAGAGCCACUUGGCGUCUAACGUCAACAAGAGCCGUCUGGUACAGAAGGACCUGCAGGUGGCCAAGAAGCUGCAGGAGGAGGAGGAUCAGAGGGCCAAGGGCCAGGCCCAGAAACAGCAUGUUGACAUUGAGCGUCAAGACAAUGAGAUCGCAUAUGAGAUUCAGGAACAACUGGUCCGACAGGCAGAACUACAGCGACGUCAGGAAGAGAAGGAUGCGGCUAUAGCUCGUAAGCUGCAGGAGAAGGAGAUGAAAGAGGAAAGGAGGAGACAGAAGCAGCUGGAAGCAAACUUUGAGGAGGAGUACUUUGAGGAUCACGGAGCUGCAAGAAGACCCCUUGAUUUGGACAAACACACCCGUCACCAAUCCACUUCCCCAAGCCCCCGUGAUGCACAUGCUCCAGUGAUCUCACAUCGUGAUUACUCCCCAGAUUAUAGCUCAAUUGAGCCCAAAAGGAGCAGGUACCCAAGGCAGGACCCAGCAUCACCCCACAGCCACUUCAGAUACCCUGAGCACUGCCUAGUGGCAGAAGGAGGGCGAAGCAGACAUGCAGAUCCAUACCCAGAGCACCUGCUGGCUUCUAGAGGCAAGCAUGGGGACAGGUACCCAGAUUAUGAGCCCACAGAGACUGGAAGAGCCAGGGGCCCAGUGGGGGGGGACACAGAGAGAGUGUUGAGAAGCAAGGAGAGACCUGCCAGACCACCUCUACCACAGAGCCUCAUAGAGAGAGACAAGACCUGGGACAGAAAAAGGGACAGGCAGCAUGACCGAGACAGGGGCAGAGACCUGGAAUUGGAGAGGCAUAUGGGAAAAGAGCAGAGGAGAGACAGGGAGCAGGACCUCAGGGGGGUGAGAGCAGGAGGAAAAGACGGGGAAAGAUCCAGAGAAAGAGGCUUGAGUGGGGACAGACAGAGAGAGAGAGACAGGCAGAUACAGAAAGACAAAGACAGACAACGAGUAAGAACCAGGAGCAUGGAGAGGGGACUUGAAGAGGAGCCAGGGCGGAGCAGGGACUGGCCGAGGGAGGGCAGGGCUUCUUGCGAGGAGCAUGGGGAUGAUGGUGAAAGGGAGCGGAGGGCCGGGACCCGGCAGCGUGUCCAGUCCGGCCCCGAAGAGGUGUUUGAUGAUCCGGAAGAGCAGGGCGGGGUUCCUGGCAGGGAACGCAGUCAGUCUCGCGCCAACGGAGAGACAGGUCGUAUUGUGCACCGAGGGAGUGGAGCAGUAGUAGUAGCAGAAACGGAGUAUGGAGUGAGCGAGGCCACCAAGGGGUUGGCAAAGCUCGAUAUCCGUGAGCAGGAGCUCAAGGACAUGGAGGUGGCCAGGAAACUGCAAGAGGAGGAAGUCAAGGUGAAGAAGGAAACCAGACAAGCCAGCAAGAUGCAUGUGCGUGCAGCCCAAGUGGCGCAGGAUGAGGAAAUCGCCCGAUUGCUGAUGGAACAAGAGAAGAAGGAGUACAGGAAGAAUCGAGAACGGGAGAAGGAGAGAGAGCGGGAGAAAGAGAAGGGGGAGAGGUUGGCCAUGGAUAGGAUGGCAAUGGAAAGAAGGCGGCUAGAGGGAGACCAAAGGCCAAACUCGGAGGACGUAGUCCGGCCCAGAACACGAGAUGAGUAUGAGAGGCAGAGGAACCACAACAAGCCUGCCAGGCCUCCUCAGCCUCGUGCACACGACUAUGAGAAUGUGAACUCUGGCUAUGGCUACUCGGACCACCCUGCUCCCCCUCGCGCUCCCACCAGACCUGAGGCUGCUUACAAAGGUGCCUAUUACAAGCGGUGACUCAGGCUCUCUACCAUGUCCAGACAUGCUGUCAGUCCUCCUUCGUCCUUUUUAUUUUUUUUUUUAUUUAUCUUUUAGUUUUCAAUCAUUUGCACUCUGUUGACCAGAAGCCUUGGGACAAUCUGAUGAGUUGGCAGUGGAAUUUUUUUUUUUAUACCCUCCAAAGUUGGCCCAGAGUUUAAAGAAGUGGGUCUGUGAGUGCUGGAACCACACUCAUCUUUUCAAUCAAUUUCAUCAAUUGUGAUUUAAUAUUAUUUCUUUCAACUCAACAUCAAGACAAGCCAAAAUAGCAGCCUUGUAAUAUAAACAUAAACUCCCCUUGAUUCUUAGCUGUUGAAAUAGAGGAACCGGCUCCUCACCGUCUGUGGUCAUCAUGUGCAGAUGUUCGUCCCAUCUGUGGACCAUGCCAUCACAAGGGCUCAAGGCCUCUGCUGGAUAUAACCAUGCAAUCUCAAAAUUCCUCAUGACUCUUCAUAGGAUGGGCCUGUCUGGUCCAACAUGGCUGCUACAGUGUCUUUGAUACCAACAUGGCAGCUGCUUUGUACACCCAUGCUGCAGUUCUGUUCUCUUGUCAUGCUGUGCAACGAGGCCACACAGGCCCUAUCCAUGUGCCACACAGCGUACGCCUCUGGAGGGAUACGAUUUUGUUGCUGUAUUCAAAUAACAAAAGUAUAAGCCUUUAUCAAGAUGCUGGUAGUUUUGGCUUUGACAUGUUUUACCACCUUGUUCCAUUGCAGAAGAGGUGGAGCUUUGUGAUGAUCCAUGGACAUUUAAUUGGCUGUAGACUGUCAUCUUCUGCUUGUUGGGGGCACUUUUUAACCCCAUCACCCUUUAAAAGUGUAGCUGGAUGAUAUGUGUAUGACUCACUGUUUCUAUGUGCAUGCUUACUGAAAGUGUACAACUGUGUACAUGCAUUUUAGCUCUAUAUCAAUUUAUCUGGCUCCCUCUUUUUUCUCAGAAAGGGCUAAAGCCACAAAAAGCCAAUAAUCUCUUUGUGAAUUAACAGUAUAUGUUGGCUCAUAUACUGCUGUACAAAAUAUCACUUUUCUGCCACCAUUUCAUAUCCACUAAUCAUUUAUAAACCAAAACUGGCCCAUAAAAGAACCAGUACCAAAAUGAAAUGCAUGUACAUCGCUUGUCCGUGUCAAACCUGAAUUUGUGCGUGUGCUUAUGGCACAAACGUGCAAUUGAAUAUUUGCUCGUUUUAUUUAAAUGUAAAAUAUCCAUUUUUUUCUUCUUUUACUCAUGCUACCAAAUUAUGUUUCCCAUCGUGGAUACAAGAUCCUCUCUUCAGUCCCUUUAUCUGGUGUCCCACUAGUUAUGUUUGUUCAGAAAGGGAGCCUUAUAUUUUAUUUUUAUACAAUAUUUUGUUAGUCUUUCCACAAGAUUGUUCCCUUUAUUUUCAUUACCCUGAGCUUCAAAUCCUCUUCUUUGUCUCAAGCUCAAAGGCAGACAUCACUUCCUGCCUACAGAAAAGACAAAACAUUCCCACAAUAGAAGUGCAUCUGGAUACAGGGAAAUCAGUCCCAGGAUCAGCUAAAAUAUAUAUUACUGCUCAAAGGGACCUAUUUUAGAGUUUUUAGUACUCCAGGAUCCAUUGUUUUCUGUUCAUAUUGAAUAAUAAGGAUAAGCAAAAUGAAGAGCACAUUCAAGCUUUUGAGUUUACUGAAAUGUUUGUGACGGCCACAAAGUGAAGUCUUUGAACAUUUAGUGCUGCUUCAAGGUUCUCGCAUUGUAAUAAAUGUUGCUGAAAUUAUAAAUCAGCUUCCAAAAUGAUUCCCUCCCUGUUCAGAGAAAGUGUGAGAUGUUUGUAUUGCCAAGGACAAACAUGCAGGUGUUAUUAAAUUAUAUGUGC
Molecule: messenger RNA, 4030 nt
Organism: Sander lucioperca (pikeperch)
Lineage: Eukaryota; Metazoa; Chordata; Actinopteri; Perciformes; Percidae
Gene: ccdc50a
Product: coiled-coil domain containing 50
Exons: 12
Coding region: 283-2175 (630 amino acids)
Cellular component (GO): cytoplasm
Molecular function (GO): ubiquitin protein ligase binding
Source: RefSeq, a predicted model, not a curated record